AUGACAGUAUCCGAAGCCCUGGAUUUUUCAUAUCAUUACUCCGAUGAGACUCGCGCCCGGAAGUCAUCGCCUUUAAAAUCUUGUAUCCACUAUUUUCAAAACCCUGACAUAGCAUUCCUUGGAGGUGGCCUUCCUUUGAGCAAAUAUUUUCCAUGGGAUACUAUUGAAGCUCAUUCGUCUUUCCCUCCCACUACGACUGGUGAGAUGGUCAACGUGUCACAUCCAGUUUCGCAAAAGAACACAUGUCUUGUGAAACUUGAAAAUUCGGAUAAAAUUGAUAGUGUUGAUUCGAGAGAUAUUCCUUUGGCUCGUGCCUUGCAAUACGGUUUUGGAAUGGGUCAGCCAGAGCUCCUCUCUUUUAUAAGAGAUCACACGCAGCUUGUCCACGAGAUGAAAUAUACAGACUGGGACGUUUUGGCUACCACAGGCAACACAACCUCAUGGGAAUCGACAUUAAGAAUAUUUUGCAACAAAGGAGAAACCAUUCUGGCCGAACAAUAUUCUUUUUCGUCGUCAAUUUAUGCGGCAGAAGCGCAAGGAAUUACCGUAUUUCCGGUACCUCUUGAUGAACAUGGAUUGAUUCCUGAGAGGCUUGAGUAUAUUCUCGAUAACUGGAAUCCGCAGACAAAGAAACCAAAGCUGUUAUACACGAUACCUACUGGUCAAAACCCUACAGGGUCCACUUUGGGCAACAACAGAAGAAUCGAAAUUUAUCGUAUAGCUCAGAAGCAUGAUCUUUUGAUCAUUGAAGAUGAGCCCUAUUAUUUUUUGCAGAUGGACGCCUAUGAGAGAGAUGCUACGCAGCGCAAGUUUACUCAGUUCAAGUCUCAAACUGAAUAUUUGAAAUCGCUUUCAAGGUCAUUCAUUUCACUAGAUACAGAAGGCCGAGUAAUUAGGAUGGACUCGUUCUCCAAAGUACUAGCCCCUGGUACCAGAUUAGGGUGGAUAGUGGCUUCCAAGAGGAUUUUGAGAGCGUACAAUCAACUACAUGAGAUGACUAUACAAAAUCCGUCGGGAUUGAGUCAGGCAGUUGUAGCUGGUACACUGAAUCGGUGGGGUCAAAGCGGAUACAUUGACUGGUUAAUUGGUCUACGUCGCGAAUACACUGAGAAGAGAGAUCUGGCAAUCGACGGCUUGUUGAAGUGCCUACCAGAAACUUCUAUAUUUCGCGUGACUCCUCCCACGGCAGGUAUGUUUUUUACCGUAAACAUUAAUGCUUCCGCCCAUCCAGAGUUUGCCACGACGUACAUGUCGAAUCCAGAGCUUGUUGAAAAAGCAAUUUAUGAAAAGACGAUUGCAAACGGUGUGCUGGUAAUUCCUGGUAGCUGGUUCAAAACAAAUGGCAAUACCGAGCCUCCUCAGUCUUCCGAAGGUCAUACAGGCUUGGAUCCAAAUGAAAUAUUCUUUAGAGCAACGUUCGCAGCUGUAACUUCUGAGACGCUUUUAAAUGGCGUUGAAAGGCUCAGUACGACACUAAAAGAGGAGUUUUGCCUAUGA
This is a messenger RNA of Lachancea dasiensis, 1497 nucleotides long. Lineage: Eukaryota; Fungi; Ascomycota; Saccharomycetes; Saccharomycetales; Saccharomycetaceae. The record is from the annotation of a GenBank genome assembly.